Molecule: messenger RNA, 1377 nt
Organism: Darwinula stevensoni
Lineage: Eukaryota; Metazoa; Arthropoda; Ostracoda; Podocopida; Darwinulidae
Source: the annotation of a GenBank genome assembly
AUGAUUGCGACUGAGGAACAAAAUGUUGAACCUGGCUAUGACCAAAGGAUCAAAUAUCUUAAGGAUGCACGCGGCAAUGCGGAAUUGACACAGAAACUUAGGAAUGAUUUUGAUCCGUUUGAGUCACAUGUGGAAGAUUUCGAGAAACAAGGAUUGGAUAUUUCCCGCUCGGAACCUGCUACUUCGUCUAUUAGAGGACCUGUGGCUGCCCCUAGGAGAAUUUUGGCGGGGCGAGAAGGAGAAACCAACCAGUUCUCCCUUGCCCAUAAAAUGAGGAACCAGUGUAAGGAAAACGACGGGUUCAUUUAUCGCCUGCCAAAGAAGAUAGUGAUGGAAGAUGCCGAGUAUGGAGUAGCUAAAUAUGAAAUUGGCGACAGGGGAAACACUGAGGGAAUCGGAAAGGUGCUUAUGGUUGUUGGAGCCUCAAGAGCAGGAAAGAAAACCUUCAUCAAUGGAAUGGUGAAUUACUUAUACAAUGUGAAGUGGGAAGAUGACUUCCGUUUCAAGUUGAUCGAGGACAAAGGAAAGAAUUCGCAAGCAUACAGUCAGACCACGUGGAUCACGACAUAUGUUCUACACAAGCAAAAAGGAUUCGCUGUGCCAUUUACCUUGACAGUCAUCGACACCCCAAGUUUUGGAGAUACAGAAGAGAUCAAAGAGGACGAUGAACUAGCGAAUAAAAUUCGUGAAUUCUUAUCCCGUGCAGGAAAUAUCGUUUUUGGACGAUUGGAGCAGCUGCAGCAAGAAUAUGCAGCUUUGAAACAGCACGAAGCAGAAGCUGAAGCCAAUAUGGAUUUCGAAUACAAAGUGGUUCUCCAAAAGCAGAAAAAAGUCCGCUUGGGUCCAGGCGAAAAUGUUACAAACUGCCUGAUAUGCCACAUCAGCUGUCAUUAUCCUUGCCACGUCCCUAAGAACAAGGAAAAGGGUGGAUGUUCUGCUAUGAAUGAGACAAGGACACAUUGCAAAGUCUGUCCAGGAAAAUGUCCAGCAUCCGAACAUUGCAACAAUGAUUAUCGCUUGGAAUGGCAUCAAGAACAGGAGGUCAGGAGGUACACUGAAAUGAAGGUAAAGUACGAGAAAGUCCUUGGGAGGAAAAUGAAUUCUCAGGAGAUUGUACAGGUAUUCCUCAAGCAAUUCAAACAGGAGAAAAUCCACGCCCUAAGACUGACGAAGAGUGCUCAGGAGUGCAUGCAGAAACUCAAGAAAAUGGCUUUUCAACGCAAUCCUUUAGGACUCACUGAAUUUAUCGACGUCGUGACAGAGACUCCUAGUGAAAAAGAUCAAACUCGCCGAUGGAUGGAAAGUCACAAAGAUGCCCGAACCAUAUCAGAAAUGGCAGAGAAGCUGGAGGGAGAUUUUUAUCCAUUUGAUCCAUAA